GUCUCCAACCAAAACUCCAAAACUGAAAAAUAUAAAUAGCAGCCACAACCCCCCAAGUAUCUUUGAUCUGCCACCGCCUCUCCUUCGCCGUGCGUAACCCAUAUCUACUCGCCGGCAGUACCUUUUCCUUAUGAAUAAAAAAAACCAUUCUUGAAACAAUUUCAUAUACUCAUAUCCGUUCUUCGAUCGACAUUGUCAACGGCAGUCAAAACAGUGACAAAGGUAAACGGUUUCGUUUCAAGCAGUCGAAGAAGUUCUAGGGUAAGAAAGAAUGGAAAGAUUUCUGAAAAGAAAAUUAUCCAUAUCCGAAUCUGAUAGUGAUGGCGAUGAAUGUGAAGAUCUAAUGAGUCAAGAUCAAUCUUUAGCCAAUGCUGAUGAUUUAAAGAACGAUCCUCUACUUCUAUUAAAGGUUUCAAUUUCAGCUGCUAGAUAUUUGUUGAAAUGUGAAAUACCUUUUCAUGUGGCUGAUGAGUCCGAAAUGUCUUUUCAAAGUGGAAUGUUCUUGGAAACAGUGAAACUUAUCCGAGAUACAUGUGAAAAUGUUCGUGAAGCAUCAUUGCAAAAUCCUGAAGAGAGUAAUCGAGUGGAGACUCUAAGUAUGCAAAAAGAUAUUGUUACUUGUUAUGCCCAAGAAAUACUCAAACCCAUUCUUGAAGAAAUUGGUGAUGAUGUGUUUACCUUGAUAGUUGAUGAUUAUAGUGACAUGUCUAACGAGAAACUAAUGUCUGUGGUUUUACGAUAUGUUACAUGUGGAAUUGUAAAAGAAAGAUUCAUUGGUCUUAUUCAUAUGGAGGAGACAUCUGCUUUAUUUCUUAAUUCCGCCAUUGAAUCUUUAUUUGCCGAAUAUGGAUUGAGUUUGAAAAAGGUUAGAGGCGUAGGUUAUGAUGGAGCAAGCAAUAUGCGUAAUGUGUUUAGAGAUUUGAAAGCUUUAAUAAUGAAAGAAAAUGACUCUGUGUAUUAUGUUCAUUGUUUUGCAUACCAACUUCAGUUAGUUGUUGUAGCAGUUGCACAAGAACACUAUGGUUCUAGAGUUUUAUUUGACAUGAUACCCAUUAUGAAGGAAGUGGUUGGUGCUUCUUGUAGUCGAAAAAAUUUAGAAAGAGAAAGCCAAAAAGAGAAAUUGCAUGAAGCCAUAGGGUAUAAAGAAAUUGAAAUCGAAAGUGAGUUGGAUGAAGAUUUUCCUAUUUUAAAAGUUGUUGAUGCAUGCGGGGGUUCUCAUUACACAACACUUUCGCGUUUGGUUGAUUUGUUUUCAUAUGUUUUUGAUGUGCUUGAAUAUAUUGAAGUGGAAGGGAGAAAUAAUCAUAGUCGAUAUCAAGCAUAUAGUCUUCUAGCAUAUAUCGACUCGUUCGAUUUUAUGUUUUAUUUGCACUUGAUGUUGAAUAUUUUGGGGAUCAUAGAUCCAUUGUCACAAGCUCUUGAGAAAAAAGAUCAAGAUAUCUUGAAUACAAUUUCAUUGGUGAAAUCAACUAUUCGAAAGCUGCAAGAAUUUAGAGUUGAUGGGUUCGAUUUACUUUUGAAGGAGAUAUCUUCUUUUUUUGAAAAACAUGAUAUGGAAAUGUUGAAUAUGGAGGAAGAUUAUGUCAUCCGAAGACAAAAGAUAAAUAUCACCCUUCGGCAACAUUAUGAGUUCAAUUGUUUUAACAUAGUUGUGGACAUGCAAAUUCAAGCGCUUCAUGAUCGUUUCAAUGAUGCAAGUUGUGAAUUGCUUACUUGUAUUUCCACAUUGAAUCCAUGUGAAUCGUUUUGUGACUUUGACACAUCAAAGCUAAUGAGAUUAGCCGAGAUGUAUCCGUAUGAUUUUACAUGUGAGGAAAGGGUGACUCUUAAGCUUCAACUUGAUUUGUACAUUGAUAAUGUGCAACAUGAUGAAAGAUUUGCUAACUUGAAUGGUAUAUCUGACCUUGCUAAAAUGAUAGUGGAAACAAGGAAACAUCUUACGUUUCCUUUGGUCUAUCGGUUAUUAAAGCUAGCUUUGGUUUUGCCUGUUGCAACCCCAUCAGUUGAAAGAUGUGUAUCUGCAAAGGAGACUGUGAAGUCGUAUUUGAGUAAUCAAAUUUGUGAUGAUUUUGUGAGAACUUGUGUGAUUCCUGUUGUAGAAAAAAAAGCACUUUGCAAUGUCACGAAUGAAGAUGUAAUAAAUCGGUUGCAGAAGAUGGAAACUCAUGGAGAACAAUUGUAGAAUGUGGUGAUGUUCGGGGAGAAGAAUGGAUCUCCUGGUGCUGAGUUUAUCAAGGGAUGAUAUUUGGUCAUGGGUUGCUGUCAAAGUCCCUGCAGCAAUUUUUUUUUGUUAAAUAUUUUGUGGUAUUUUCAAGCUUUUGAACUAUAUUCUCUUAAUAUAUUUUGAUCGAUCUAUGCUACUUGUGGACAAAAAAUGUUUAGCAGUUGUUUCAAGUUUAAUUGUGCAAUGAAUCGACUUUAUAUUAGCCUCUGCGCUGAAAGAAACGGUAAAUAGAAAAAAAGAAAUAUAUUUGAUUUUA
This is a messenger RNA of Lactuca sativa (garden lettuce), 2480 nucleotides long. RefSeq lists its product as uncharacterized. The record is from RefSeq and is a predicted model, not a curated record. Lineage: Eukaryota; Viridiplantae; Streptophyta; Magnoliopsida; Asterales; Asteraceae.